Messenger RNA from Paramecium sonneborni, 847 nucleotides. The record is from the annotation of a GenBank genome assembly. Lineage: Eukaryota; Ciliophora; Oligohymenophorea; Peniculida; Parameciidae.
UAUAUAUUAUAAUGGAUGAUGAUAUUCCUGAUUUGGAAGAUUUUAGUGAAUAACUAUCGAAGAAAAAAGAAGCUUCAAUUGACAUUGGAGAUUAUACAAAACCUAUUGAACAAAAACCUGUCUAAAUUUAACAGACUAAAUAAUAAGAUAAUGUUUUUACAGGUUUAAAGAAAGGGUUUUUGAAUGAUCAAAAUAAUGAUCAAGAUAUUAUUAAACCUAAAGAAAAAAAAAAUCCUUUAGAAAUUGAUGAAGUUUAAGCAAAUAUGAAAUAAAACAAUCAAUCUUAAUUUGGAUAAUUCUUGACAUAAAAUAAAGAAGAAUGGCUAAAUUAAGAUUUAUUAUAAAAAGUAAAUGAUAUUUAAAAUUAUGAUAGAUUACAAACAAUCCAAAAUUAUAAAAAUUAUUCACUAAUCCAGAAUAUUUAUCUGCAGUCUAAUAAAUGUAAAGCAAUCCAACAGGUAUAAUGUAGAGAUAUAAAAAUAACCCUGAAUUUGUAGAAUUGAUGUCAGAAUAUAUGAAAACAAUGGGUGAACACUUUUAAUAAUUAAAUCCUUAAAAAAAAGAUUAGUCAUAAUAAUAAUAAUAAUAAUAAUCUAAAGUUAUUCCUGUAAAUUAACCUCCUUAAAAGAAACAACCAUAAUCAUAAGAAGAGAAAAUUCAAGAUAUCAUAGAAAAUGAUAAGGAAGUAAAAGCUGUUUUACUGGAUCCAAGAGUUCAAGCAUUUAUUGAAUUUUUAUAAAGAACAGGAAAAGUUGAUUUUUAAGAAUUUGCUUAUAAGGAUCCACAAUUAAUGUAGAAAUUACAAAUUCUUAUCCAAAAAGGUGUUUUGAAUGUAUAACGAAUGUGA